Molecule: messenger RNA, 870 nt
Organism: Daucus carota subsp. sativus
Lineage: Eukaryota; Viridiplantae; Streptophyta; Magnoliopsida; Apiales; Apiaceae
Product: ATP sulfurylase 1, chloroplastic
Exons: 4
Coding region: 28-642 (204 amino acids)
Biological process (GO): sulfate assimilation
Molecular function (GO): adenylylsulfate kinase activity; sulfate adenylyltransferase (ATP) activity
Source: RefSeq, a predicted model, not a curated record
CCUGUGCACAAUGGUCAUGCUUUGCUCAUGACUGACACACGUCGCAGACUUCUUGAUAUGGGGUACAAAAAUCCAAUCCUGUUGCUUCAUCCAUUGGGAGGCUUCACAAAAGCCGAUGAUGUCCCACUUAGCUGGCGAAUGAAGCAACAUGAGAAGGUGCUUGAAGAUGGUGUACUUGAUCCAGAGACUACUGUGGUUUCAAUAUUUCCUUCUCCCAUGCAUUAUGCUGGUCCAACUGAGGUGCAGUGGCAUGCAAAGGCACGAAUCAAUGCCGGUGCGAACUUCUACAUUGUUGGUCGUGACCCUGCUGGUAUGGGCCAUCCUUUGGAAGAUAGAGAUUUAUAUGAUGCUGACCAUGGAAAGAAGGUAUUGAGCAUGGCGCCCGGGCUGGAACGGCUAAAUAUCCUUCCUUUCAAGGUUGCAGCAUAUGAUAAAACCCAGAGUAAGAUGGCAUUCUUUGAUCCUUCCAGGGCACAGGACUUCCUCUUUAUCUCGGGUACCAAGAUGCGAACUCUUGCGAAGAACAGAGAAAAUCCUCCUGAUGGAUUUAUGUGUCCAGGUGGUUGGCAAGUGUUAGUGGAUUACUAUGACAGUUUGGCACUUGCAGGAUCUGGUAAAGUAUCCGAACCAGUACCAGCUUAAUGGUGUGAAAAUGUUGCCAUAUGUGUGAAAUAUUCCCGACAUGGCUUUUUCUCAUGCAAUAUAUUUAGUGAAUAACAAGAGGCACUUUGAAGGAAAUAAAUAGACCUUGCCUCUGUCUGUAAUUAUGAACAUGGUUUGCCGGAAUGUUGUACUCUAGUGUGCUAUGUGCAGACUUGCAGGAAUGUAACAUAUUGUUGAUUAUUGAAAAUUACAUAUAAAAUUGUGAUA